CUCCAGUUAUUGUUGUUGUUUAUUACACUAAUUCUAAUAUUGCAAUAUCAUGUAGAUAAUGCCUGACCCAGAAAGAAUACUCAAUGAAGAUUAUGAAUAUAAAAUUUUCACUAUAAAUGAACUCAAAGCAAUUUCUCCUGUAAUAGAUUGGUGGGAUCUGCUUCAAACAUAUUAUCCACAUGCUGACAUUUCCAUGGGUACUGAAGUAGGAGUAUUCUUCAAAGAUUACUUUCAUUCACUUUCACAAUUACUCUCGACUACAGAUAAUAUUGCAUUAAAUAAUUACAUGAUGUGGAGAUUUGUUUCUAGUUACAUUCCACACUUAUCAAAAAAAGAAAGGAAAAUAGCAAAUAAAUUUUAUCAGACACUUAAUGGUAAGUAAAUUUUAAUUGAUAAG
This is a messenger RNA of Centruroides sculpturatus (bark scorpion), 397 nucleotides long. RefSeq names its product protein gone early-like. Lineage: Eukaryota; Metazoa; Arthropoda; Arachnida; Scorpiones; Buthidae. The transcript is spliced from 3 exons. Gene Ontology annotation, biological process: proteolysis. The coding region runs from base 59 to 382 and encodes 107 amino acids. The record is from RefSeq and is a predicted model, not a curated record. Gene Ontology annotation, molecular function: metalloendopeptidase activity.